AUGUCGUACGACUUGCAAACCGCCGAACAAGCCGCUUAUGCGCCGUUCUUUGGAUACAUGGGAGCCGCUUCGGCCCAGAUCUUCACCGUCCUGGGAGCCGCCUACGGAACCGCCAAGUCGGCCGUCGGUAUCUGCUCGAUGGGAGUGAUGAGACCGGAGCUCAUCAUGAAGUCCGUCAUUCCAGUCAUUAUGGCUGGUAAGUUCCUCUUGACAUUUUUCAGUUUUCCAAUCGACUUCCUCAGGUAUCAUCGGUAUCUACGGAUUGGUCGUGGCCAUGGUUCUCAAGGGAAAGGUCACUUCUGCCUCUGCAGGAUAUGACCUCAACAAGGGAUUCGCUCACUUAGCCGCCGGACUUACCUGCGGAUUGUGCGGACUUGGAGCCGGAUACGCCAUCGGAAUCGUCGGAGACGCCGGAGUUCGUGGAACUGCCCAGCAGCCAAGACUCUUUGUCGGAAUGAUCCUCAUCCUCAUUUUCUCCGAGGUAAAUUCAGAAGUAUUUUUGUUCACAACUAAAUCUUGCUCUCUCAGGUCUUGGGACUCUACGGAAUGAUCGUCGCUCUGAUCCUCGGAACCUCCUAA
Caenorhabditis sp. 36 PRJEB53466 is the source of this 579-nucleotide messenger RNA. The record is from the annotation of a GenBank genome assembly. Lineage: Eukaryota; Metazoa; Nematoda; Chromadorea; Rhabditida; Rhabditidae.